Messenger RNA from Sorghum bicolor (sorghum), 1563 nucleotides. Its product is annotated as RHOMBOID-like protein 12, mitochondrial. Lineage: Eukaryota; Viridiplantae; Streptophyta; Magnoliopsida; Poales; Poaceae. The record is from RefSeq and is a predicted model, not a curated record. The coding region runs from base 238 to 1308 and encodes 356 amino acids. The transcript is spliced from 9 exons. Gene Ontology annotation, molecular function: serine-type endopeptidase activity. Gene Ontology annotation, cellular component: membrane.
AGCUCAACAACGGCAAGGAAUCCGUCGCUUGCCGAUCGAGACUCGAGAGUAGUUCGAAACCCCCCCUUCUCGGAGUUGGAAACGAAACACCGAGGAGCCCCCGCGCGAGCCGGCGGCGACGGCGGCCGGAGCAGCUUUGCAGAGCUUUUCGAGGUUGAGGAGCCCCCGCGCGAGCCGGCGGCGACGGCGGCCGGAGCAGCUUUGCAGAGCUUUUCGAGGUUGCCAGGCGGAUUCACCAUGCGGAGGAAGCUGCUGGAGUUCCCGUCCCUCAUCGCGCAGCACGCCCUCCGCGGGGCCCCAAAACCCAGACCCCAACCCCAGCCCCACCACCACCGCUUCGUGCACUCCCCCUCAGCGCCCACAUCCGCAUCCCCUUCCCCCUCCCCGUCGGCCCACCUCCUAUGGAAUCGCCUCUCCGGCGCUACCGGGCUCUCUCUCCUGCCGAGGACGGCUGCGGACGUCGCAGCGGUCGCGCGGACCGCCGCGUCCCGGUGGCUGGCCGCCGCGCGCGGCUCCGGCUCUCUCGAUCUCUUCUCGUUGCAGCGGCGACGCAGGGCCUCGUGGUGGCAGUUAUCGUCUUCCCCUUUCCUCCAAGGCGCGCCCUGGGCGUACUGGAUGGAGUCUCCCGACAGUGCGGUGUGGAUGCUUAUCGGUGCGAAUGUAGCUGUCUUUAUGCUGUGGCGUGUGGCUGAUCCAGGGUUCAUGAGGAGGCAUUUCAUGAUUUCACUAGACAAUUUGAAGAGCGGACGGUUGCACACCUUGCUCACGAAUGCUUUCAGCCAUGCUGAGUCUAAUCACCUCUUUGCCAAUAUGAUUGGCCUCUACUUCUUUGGGAACAAUUGGCAAAUUCCAAUUGAGGAUCAAAAUUGGUGGCAAAUAUGCAAUUCUCCCACCAUAUUAAGCAUCUCAUUAGAAACAGAUGUGAUUGCAAAUGUGUUUGGUCCGGCCUUUCUAUUGAAGUUGUACGUUGGUGGAGCACUUACUGGAUCAGUAUUCUUCUUGCUGGAGAAGGCUUUUCUAGCUCAUCGGAAACAGGAUUAUGAAGGAUGGGAUACUUCAAGAGUUGCUGGACUUGGUGCAAGUGCCGCAGUUAAUGCAACUAUCCUCCUUCAGAUUUUUCUGUAUCCCAAGGGACUAGUGUAUCUUUAUUUCCUCAUUCCUGUUCCAGCUGCACUUAUGGGUGCAGCCAUAAUUGGUGCUGAUUUACUUAGGUUGAAGAGGCAUGGCGAGGUAUCAGGUUCAGCUCAUUUAGGGGGUGCCCUGGUUGCUGCUCUUAUGUGGGCUCGAAUUAGGAAAGGCUGGAUCUGAUCUUCUAGCGUCAUGUUAUAUGUGUAUGGAAAGAAAGUGUAAAGGCAACCAUCUGCCUCCACCUUGUGGCCCAUCGGGUUGAAAUUUGCAUUUGUUAUCAGAUAAUUUGCUUAGAGUUGAGGGGAUGUGCCUUCUAAAACAUGCUACUUUCUGUCCUGGAUAAUGUUGUGGGCUUGUGGCGGAUAUUGUCAACUUUGGCAGCUGAAAUUUUAAGAAUGUUAUCCUGUCAAAGACAAUGUGGGUUCACUGUUUUCA